Frieseomelitta varia is the source of this 1202-nucleotide messenger RNA. RefSeq names its product nucleoside diphosphate kinase 6 (gene nmdyn-D6). The coding region runs from base 638 to 1201 and encodes 187 amino acids. The transcript has 3 exons. Gene Ontology annotation, biological process: UTP biosynthetic process; CTP biosynthetic process; GTP biosynthetic process. Lineage: Eukaryota; Metazoa; Arthropoda; Insecta; Hymenoptera; Apidae. The record is from RefSeq and is a predicted model, not a curated record. Gene Ontology annotation, molecular function: nucleoside diphosphate kinase activity.
UCAAUUGCAAAAAAAGCAAAAAGCUAUUUAAAAGGAUUAAUUUACAAACUUUUACUAUUCUGAUCUGUCCAAUUAGAAUCUUGACUUGUCUCCUUCAUUCUGUUUCAUUUCCUAAAUACGCGUUCGUAAUAUACGUUCGUAAUAUACGUAUGAGUUACAUUUAGUAAUGAUAUUCUUUUGGGAAUGGUUUGAUUGUGCCGGGAAGUGAACGAAAAUAUGUGUAACUUCGAAAAAAUUGUACACGAUGAUUAACGAACUUUUGUCGUGUAACUUUUCAAAUAACGUAUUACAUUUCGAAAUAACAGAAAUAGUUAUAUUCCUUGAGAUUAUAGUCGGUCUGUGAUAUAUUAAAUUUUUUUUUUUAUAUGGGAAAUUGUCUGUCGUAAUUGCUACAGAAUUUUAAAAUAAUACGUAAGAUUGCGAUGAAGUGCGUGCAGCAUAGUGUUCUGUACUUCAUUUGUAACGAAUAUAAACAACAUGUUCCACGGAAUUUACGUUGCGAGCCUCGUUUAUUAUAUUGCGAAUCGAACAUAUAUCAUGUUUUUGAACGGAAUGUUUGUAGUUAGUUUUUAACUCACUGUGAGAAUUUUCAAUUUUUUAUGAAAGAAAAAAAAUGGUAGGUAACUAGUGUAUUGAAAUGCAAUCGCAAAAGCAUCUUCAAUUAACUUUGGCAAUAAUCAAACCACAUGUUGUUAAAUCUCCUUUUGUGCUCCAGAAAAUUCGAGACUUAAUAAUUGACAACAAUUUAAAAAUUGUCAGAUCGCACAGGACGAUUAUCACUUAUAAGGAGGCAGAAUUGUUUUAUGAAGAACACAAAGAAAAGUUCUUCUACAAUCGUCUUCUGACAUUUAUGUGUAGUGGCCCAUCAGAUAUUCAUAUCUUGGCAGAUCACAAUGCUAUUGCUAAGUGGAGGCAAUUAAUGGGCCCUACAAAAGUGUAUCAGGCACAGUAUAUUGCACCUGAUACAAUUCGGGGGAUGUAUGGUCUGUCAGAUACAAAAAAUGCAACUCAUGGCUCUGAUUCAGUUGCAUCAGCGGAAAGAGAAAUAAACAUAUUCUUUAGUGAUUUCAAUAUUAAAAAAUGGUAUGAACAUGAUGAAAAAUACUAUAAUUUAGGACAAAUUCAUUUUGAUCCAGUUGCCUUUUUGCAUACUAUUGAUACGAGUUUCGUAAACACUAAUAAAGAACAAAUUACAAAGUAAA